CUGAGCAACUUUCCUCCGAGUGCUGCCUGCCUGCAGGCUGAGCGUCUAAGACAAGCAAGCUAGAGGCAGAGCUGCAGCCCAUUCUGGGGACCCUGCUGCCACCCUUCCGAGGGGUCUGCACCUCCUAGGAGAGGGUGGGCAUCUACAGGACGAGGGUCCUUGGUGGAUGGCUCUGGGGUCACUCUUGAGGCUGUACUGUCCCCCUGCUGCGCGGGUCGGGUCGGAAGGUCACUGCAGAGGCUGCUCGUGGUCCCAGGGCUGGGGCCAAGGGAGCCUGCACCAGAGACCCAUGUGGAACCCGAGGACGCGGCCACCCCACUGAGAGUGUGGGGGCCCACCCCUGGAGAUCGUGACCUCGAGACGGUGGCCCUCGGCCCUCCACCUCCAGCGGGGGCAGGGGCCGCCCACCUCCAAGUCCCCAGCCAUGACGACCUCCGCGCUGCGGCGCCAGGUGAAGAACAUUGUGCACAACUACUCGGAGGCAGAGAUUAAGGUGCGAGAGGCCACCAGCAAUGACCCGUGGGGCCCUCCCAGCUCGCUCAUGUCGGAAAUCGCCGACCUGACCUUUAACACGGUGGCCUUCGCCGAGGUCAUGGGCAUGCUGUGGCGGCGGCUGAAUGACAGCGGCAAGAACUGGCGGCACGUGUACAAGGCGCUGACGCUGCUGGACUACCUGCUCAAGACGGGCUCCGAGCGGGUGGCCCACCAGUGCCGCGAGAACCUCUACACCAUCCAGACGCUCAAGGACUUCCAGUACAUCGACCGCGACGGCAAGGACCAGGGCGUCAACGUGCGCGAGAAGGUCAAGCAGGUGAUGGCCUUGCUCAAGGACGAGGAGCGCCUCCGGCAGGAGCGCACCCACGCCCUCAAGACCAAGGAGCGCAUGGCGCUGGAGGGCACGGGCAUUGGCAGCGGGCAGCUGGGGCUCGGCCGCUCUCGAGGUUCCCCGUCCUCCUACAACUCCUCCUCAUCAUCCCCCCGCUACACCUCCGACUUGGAGCAGGCCCGGCCCCAGACAUCAGGAGAAGAGGAGCUGCAGCUGCAGCUGGCUCUAGCCAUGAGCCGGGAGGAGGCUGAGAAGCCGGUUCCCCCAGCCUCCCACAGGGAUGAGGAUCUGCAGCUGCAGCUGGCUUUGCGUCUGAGCCGGCAGGAGCAUGAGAAGGAGGUGAGGUCCUGGCGGGGAGAUGACUCCCCUGUAGCCAAUGGCGCUGGGGCCGCUGUCCAUCGUUGGCAAGACAAAGAGCCAGAGAGAGAAGAGAGAAAGGAGGAGGAGAAGCUGAAAACCAGCCAGUCCUCCGUCCUGGACUUGGCAGACAUCUUCGCACCCACCCCGGCCCCGCCCUCCACUCACUGCUCCGCUGACCCAUGGGACAUCCCAGGUCUCAGGCCGAACACAGAGCCCAGUGGCUCCUCCUGGGGACCUUCUGCAGACCCCUGGUCUCCUGUCCCUUCAGGAAGCACCCUGUCCAGAAGCCAGCCCUGGGACUUGCACCCUAUGCUCUCCUCCUCUGAGCCCUGGGGCCGGACCCCAGUGCUGCCUGCCAGACCCCCUUCCACAGACCUCUGGGCACAGAACUCCCCCCAUCACAAGCUCCCCAGCACUGGGGCUGACCCUUGGGGGGCCUCAGGGGAGACCUCCAAUGCACCUGCUCUAGGUGGUACCUCACCCUUUGACCCAUUUGCCAAACCUCCAGGACCCACAGAGACCAAGGAGGCGCCAGAGUGUGCCCAGGCCCUGCCCUCUGGGAAGCCCAGCAGUCCUGUGGAGCUGGACCUGUUUGGAGACCCCAUCCCCAGUUCCAAGCAAAAUGGCACCAAGGAGCCAGACGCCUUUGACCUGGGUGCACUGGGGGAAGUGCUAACCCAGCCCAGCAAGGAGGCCCGAGCAUGCCGGACCCCUGAGUCUUUCCUGGGCCCUUCAGCCUCCUCUUUGGUCAACCUUGACUCAUUAGUCAAGGCGCCCCAGGCUGCAAAGACCCGAAACCCCUUCCUGACAGGUCUCAGCGCUCCAUCCGCCACCAACCCGUUCGGCGGGGGCGAGCAGGGCAGGCCGACCCUGAAUCAGAUGCGCACCGGGUCGCCGGCGCUGGGCUUUCCCGCCAGCGGGCCAGUCGGGGCGCCCUUGGGCUCCAUGACCUACAGCGCCUCCCUGCCCCUCCCGCUCAGCAGCGUGCCGGCCGGCGUGACCCUCCCCGCCUCGGUCAGCGUCUUCCCGCAGGCGGGAGCCUUCACGCCGCCGCCCGCCAGCCUGCCGCAGCCGCUGCUGCCCACGUCGGGCUCCGCGGGGCCGCUCCAGCCACCCCCGCAGGCGGGCGGCACCAACCCCUUCCUCUGAGCGCAGCCCCGCCCCGCACGCCCGGGCCGGCGCCUGCGCCCGCGCCUGGCACGAGGACCCGCCCCCGGGGCGGGGCGGG
Messenger RNA from Nyctereutes procyonoides (raccoon dog), 2414 nucleotides. RefSeq names its product epsin 3 (gene EPN3). Gene Ontology annotation, cellular component: clathrin vesicle coat; plasma membrane; endosome. Gene Ontology annotation, molecular function: phospholipid binding; clathrin binding. Bases 425 to 2335 code for a protein of 636 amino acids. Lineage: Eukaryota; Metazoa; Chordata; Mammalia; Carnivora; Canidae. Gene Ontology annotation, biological process: endocytosis. The transcript is spliced from 10 exons. The record is from RefSeq and is a predicted model, not a curated record.